AUGGAGAUGGAGAUGGAGCGGAAAGGGGCAGAUCAUUCAGUUUCCAAAGAGGCUGACGUGCAGGUUCCCAAGUCAUCGGUGGAGCCCCCGGGGAUUCAGGAACUGAAAUCUCGUCCUCGCACCGUGGUCUCCCUGAAGCCAGGAAGGAGAGGGAGAGAGAGCAUGAAGCACAGCGAUCCUUCCCUCUACGGGCACAGGAACAGUGAGGCCGAGCAAUCUUCCGAUCGCAUCUUCUCUUCUUUUGAUCGGGAGCGGAGCAAGAUGUCGAGAUCCUGGGAUGCUUCAGGGGUGCAGGUGCAGGAUGUGAUCCCUCGCCGACGGAGUGCCGUCCACUUCAAGAGCGAGAAGCACGUGCGGGAGGCCCUCGUGGAGAUGAACAGGUAUCUCUUUGCCGCCUCCUCCUGCGUCAAGCCUCGUCGCCUCUGGUACAUGCCCACGGAGGAGCAGAUGGAGCAGCACGGGAUGACCGACCUGGUGCACGCGAUCAAGAUCUACCAUGGCGGGUUCGCGAGCGUCGCAAGAAGGUUCGGGAUGCGCAUCCAGGGACCAGCCACGCGCUCCAAGAUCUCGUGCGGCCUCACAAGUUUGAUCAGCGAGUCAGUUGAAGACAACGUCCUCCUCUUGGAGGAGGAAGCUGAUUGAUGGGUCCCGUUGGCUUCCCGGUGGCUAUCACGGCCUUCCGCAGGGGGAGCCCGAGUCUCGGCCGCGACUGCCGCUGAGUGUGGCAGCACCGUGAGGCUGCGCGAUAAACCGCGAUGGAAACUGAGCGUCAAGCGUGCCACGCCGUCCGAAGCUCUGUCUCCGUAUGGCCCGCCUGUGCCGCGUGCUCAGUUCAGUGCCCC
Molecule: messenger RNA, 842 nt
Organism: Guillardia theta CCMP2712
Lineage: Eukaryota; Cryptophyceae; Pyrenomonadales; Geminigeraceae
Exons: 4
Source: RefSeq, a predicted model, not a curated record